CUUGUCCAUGAUCGAUACAUUGGAUUUAUCUCACAACCAAUUGGAUGGCACCAUACCUGAAACAUUUGGUCAUCUCAGAUUUCUUCGAUUUUUUAAUGUUGAAGGAAAUAACCUUGGAGGAGGGCUUCAUUUCUUGGGUGCUCUUUCUAAAUGCAUGAACCUUCAAGUACUAGACAUAGCAAUGAACUCUUUCAUGGGUAGCAUCCCCGAUGGCGUGGGGAAUUUUUCAAACAAAUUACAGAAAUUGUAUGCGCAUGACAAUCAAAUCUCUGGUAGCCUGCCAGCUAUGAUGGCAAAUAUAAGUGGUCUCAUCUCAAUAUUUCUCUCUGGUAACCAACUAAGCCAAACGAUUCCCUGGGAAAUCAUGCUAAUGGAGAAUCUCCAGAGCCUAAACCUCCAAAACAAUCUCAUGGUAGGGGUGAUCCCGACUGAAGUUGGCAUGCUAAGGAGUCUGGUUGAAUUGCAUUUGGACACUAACAAAUUCAUUGGACCAAUACCUGACGGAAUAGGUAAUCUCAGCAAUCUACAGAGAUUGACCCUAUCUCAAAACAACCUAUCUUCUUCCAUACCAAAUAGCUUGUGGCACCUUGAAAAUCUAAUCCACCUUAACUUGUCUCGUAACUCUCUAAGUGGUAUGCUACCAAUUGGCAUCGGCAGCGUGAAAGUAAUAGAUCAGGUAGAUCUGUCAACAAAUCAUCUAUCAGGGGCCAUUCCUACAUCUCUAGGUCAACUCCAAAUGCUAACCUACCUCAACCUUUCACAUAAUAUGUUUCAAGAUUCGAUACCAGACUCACUUAGCAAGUUAGCUAGCCUAGUGACACUAGAUUUGUCUGACAACUCUCUUUCUGGAACAAUACCGAAUUCCUUGGCCAGACUCACUUACCUUAGGAACUUGAACUUUUCAUUUAACAAGCUCGAAGGUCAGAUACCAACAGGUGGUAUUUUCUCAAAUAUUACUCUUGACUCUUUGAUGGGGAAUGUAGCUCUUUGUGGUCUACCGCAUCUAGGAUUCUCACCAUGUGCAAGAUACUCUCGCUCGACGAAAUUCCAUAUCCUGAAAUAUGUUCUUCCUAGUAUCAUGGCAUUUGUUAUUGCCACCAUUUUCUUGUCACUAAUCUUCAAAGCAAAAUUUAAGACACCAAAGGAGGGAUCUACUCAGCCCCCUAUGAUGGCUGAUGCUGUCAACAACAUGUUUGUAUCAUACCAUGAGAUCAUUCGUGCUACUAGAAAUUUCAGUGGGGAGAACCUUAUCGGUGUUGGCGGCUUUGGGAAAGUUUUCAAGGGCCAACUGAGUGAUGGAUUAAUGGUUGCAAUUAAAGUCCUUAACCUGGAAUCUGAGCGGGCCUCUAAGAGCUUCGACGUUGAGUGCCAAGCAUUGCGCAUGGCUAGACACCGCAACUUGGUGAGGAUAAUUAGCACUUAUUCCAAUCCUGAUUUCAAAGCAUUGGUUCUUCAAUACAUGUGCAAUGGGAGCCUAGAAACACUUUUGCACUCAGGAGGCAGGCCAAACUUGGGGUUUCUAAAGAGGCUAGACAUAAUUUUGGACGUGGCAAUGGCACUGGAAUACCUACAUCACCAUCACUCUGAUGUGAUCUUGCAUUGCGACUUGAAACCGAGCAAUGUCCUGCUUGACGAGGAGUUCAUCGGGCAUCUCGCGGAUUUUAGUAUUGCAAAAAUGUUGCUAGGGGAUGAAACCUCCGUUAUAUCUGCGAGCAUGCCAGGGACAAUCGGCUACAUGGCUCCAGAGUAUGGGUCAAUAGGAAAAGCAUCACGAAAGAGCGACGUAUUCAGCUACGGGAUCAUGUUGCUCGAGGUCUUCACCGGGAAGAGGCCUACAGACCCCAAGUUCGUUGGAGAGCUAAGCCUGAGGCAGUGGGUUCUGGAUGCAUUUCCAACUCGGAUUGCUGAGGUUAUCGACCCUGUCCUGCUGCAAGAGGAGAAAGCAUAUGGUUUCGGUGCCAUGGGUACAUGCUCCAAUGCUGGCUCCACCUCUACUAACACGCUGGACAGAUGCAUGGUGUCAAUGGUGGAGCUGGGCUUGCUGUGCUCCAGUGAGUCGCCUGACAUCAGGAUUCCGAUGAACGAGGUGGUCAACAAGCUGAAAAAGAUCAGGACAGGUUACAAUUCCCUGUCUGAUGAGUAAUGAACAGGUUACUACAUCUACUGAUCGAUGACCCUUGCUCUGUCUGUUCCCCUUCAGUAAUCGCCGUUUCCUCAUCUUGG
Messenger RNA from Setaria italica (foxtail millet), 2223 nucleotides. Its product is annotated as receptor kinase-like protein Xa21. Gene Ontology annotation, biological process: protein phosphorylation. The record is from RefSeq and is a predicted model, not a curated record. Lineage: Eukaryota; Viridiplantae; Streptophyta; Magnoliopsida; Poales; Poaceae. Gene Ontology annotation, molecular function: ATP binding; protein binding; protein kinase activity. The transcript has 2 exons. Bases 8 to 2143 code for a protein of 711 amino acids.